AUGUCUACAGCGGAGGCUGCGGCGACGGCCCAGGCCCGGGCACCCGGCAGCACGAUCAAGUUCAGCAGCCCUCGCCAAAUCCCGGUAGUCGGGGUGGUGACGGAGGACGAGGAAGCGCAGGGUGUUUUCAAGCCUAUGGACCUAAAUUGUGUCAUCAAACUCCUCGAAGAGACUGGUAAAGAUGAUUUAGAAGAAAAACAACUUAAAUCUGUCAAGAAAAUGGUGCAGUGUUAUCAGAAUGGACUUCCCCUAAGGGAUUUAGCACAGAUAUUUAAAAUUCUGAAUCUGUGUGCAGGAAAAAUUAAAAAACAGCCCCAUUUUAUAGAACCUGCAUGUAAUAUCCUAAAAUUAUGUGGCUUGCCAUUUUUGAAAAAGAAAGUAUCGGAUGAAAUAACAUAUGCUGAAGAUACUGCUAAUUCAAUUGCACUUCUGGGUGACUUGAUGAUAAUACCAAGUUCUGAAUUGAGGAUACAAAUUUGUAAGUGUAUUAUUGACUUUUAUCAUGCAAAACCACCAAAGCAGCAUAUUACAGGUUACCAGCAGGCUGGUUCAUCAUAUAAGAUUAAAAUGGCUGAAGUUGGAGGAUUGGCAAAAACAAUGGUCCAGUCAUUGGUGUUGUUUGAAAAUCAACUUGUUGAGAAACUUUGGUUACUUAAAACUCUACAACAUCUCUCAGCUUCUGAAGUUAAUUGUACUUUAAUGGUGAAAGCACAAGCAGCCAGUGGAAUCUGUGCUCACCUCAAUGACCCAGAUCCCUCUGGACAGCUUCUAUUUCGUUCAUCCGAAAUACUUUGGAACUUAUUGGAAAAAUCUUCAAAAGAAGAAAUCAUACAACAGCUUAGUAACUUGGAAUGUUUGCUGGCUUUGAAGAAAGUAUUUAAAAAUCUGUUUACAAGAGGUCUUAGUCAUUAUGAUCGUCAGCUUAGAAAUGACAUAUUAGUGAUCACAACAAUUAUAUCUCAAAAUCCUGGAGCACCAAUGAUUGAGUGUGGCUUUACCAGGGAUUUGAUAUUAUUUGCAACAUUUAAUGAAGUUAAAAGCCAAAAUCCUUUGGUGAAAGGUCUUAAGUUUUCUAAUUCCUAUGAAGAUUUUGAGUUGAAGAAAUUGCUAUUCAAUAUAAUUGUGACCUUUUGUAAAGAUUUAUCUACUAUACAGCUAUUAAUUGAUGGUAAAGUUAUUUUGGCUUUGUUUACCUAUGUUAAAAAGCCUGAGAAACACAAAAUAGUUGAAUGGUCUGCAGCACAGUAUGAAGAAUUACAACUGCACGCAAUUGCCACUUUGUCAUCAGUGGCUCCUUUUUUAAUAGACGAGUACAUGUUGUAUCAGGGAAAUGCUCACGUCCUUGCAUUUUUAGAAUGGUGUGACAGUGAAGAUUCCUUCUUUAGUCAUGGGAACAGUUUUCAUGGUACAGGUGGCCGUGGAAACAAGUUUGCCCAGAUGCGUUACAGUUUAAGACUCUUGAGAGCCAUGGUCUACCUUGAGCAUGAGACCAUACACAAGGAUCUUUGUGAAAAGAGAGCAAUUCAGCAACUGAUAGGAAUCUUUAAAAAUAUAAUAAGCAAGUAUAAUGAUAAGGAAGAGGCCAUUCUUUUGGAAAUUGAAUCUGAUAUUUUACUUAUUUUAUCUGGUCUUUGUGAACAUCAUAUUCCUAGGAAGGAAAUUUUUGGAACUGAAGGAGUGGAUAUAAUUCUUCAUGUAAUGAAAACAGACCCCAAGAAGUUACAGAGUGGAUUAGGCUAUAAUGUACUUCUUUUUAGUACAUUGGACAGCAUUUGGUGCUGCAUUUUGGGAUGUUACCCCUCAGAGGAUUACUUUCUUGAAAAGGAAGGCAUUUUUCUCCUUUUGGAUUUAAUGGCAUUGAACCAAAAAAAAUUCUGUAAUCUAAUACUUGGAAUAAUGGUUGAAUUUUGUGAUAAUCCCAAAACUGUGGCUUAUGUCAAUGCUUGGCGAGGGAAGAAGGAUCAAACAGCUGCUAGUCUUUUAAUUAAAUUGUGGAGAAAGGAAGAGAAAGAACUAGGAGUAAAACGUGAUAAACAUGGGAAGAUCGUUGAUACAAAGAAACCUCUAUUUACUAGUUUUCAAGAAGAGCAAAAAAUCACACCACUGCCUGCUAACUGCCCAACCAUUGCAGUUAUGGAUGUUGCUGAGAAUAUCAGAGCAAAAAUUUAUGCUGUGUUGGGCAAACUAGAUUUUGAAAAUUUACCUGGCUUAUCUGCUGAAGAUUUUGUUACCCUCUGUAUCAUACAUAGAUACCUUGAUUUUAAAAUUGGAGAAAUAUGGAAUGAAAUAUAUGAAGAAAUAAAAUUAGAAAAGUUAAGACCAGUCACUACAGACAAAAAAAUUUUGGAAUCUAUUAUAACAGCAUCAGAAAAUAUUGGAAAGAUGGUUGCUUCUCUGCAAAGCGAGAUGAUUGAAAGCCAAGCAUGCCAAGAUGUGCAAAAUGAACAAAAAGUAUAUACAAAAGUACAAGCCACACACAAGCAAAGAGAAUUGGCUAAUAAAUCAUGGGAAAAUUUCUUGGCUAGAACAUCAAAUGUUAAAACUUUAAAGAAAGCAAAAAGACUUCAAGAGAAAGGUAUAGAAUCCUCUAGAUACAGUGAGCAUCCACCAAAUGCAGUAUUUCACCCGACAGAUAUUAAAGGCCUUCACACAACAGUGCCCUCUGGUGAUGUAGUAACAGUGGAAAGCACUCCUGCCCGAUUAGUGGGAGGACCUCUGGCUGAUACAGAUAUUGCUCUUAAAAAACUUCCUAUUCGAGGAGGAGCCUUACAGAGAGUAAAAGCAGUAAAAACUGUGAAUGAGCCAGAGAAGAGCGUUCCCGCAUAAAAUACUCUGGAGACUUUUUGAAAUAAAUUCUGCUUAUAAUUUUUUAGUUAAAUAUCUGUAUAUAUAAAUGUAAAGCAAAUAUUUUAGAAUAAAUAUCUUAGUAAAAUACUAUUAAA
Lagenorhynchus albirostris (white-beaked dolphin) is the source of this 2942-nucleotide messenger RNA. It is a transcript of the gene CFAP69, whose product is annotated as cilia and flagella associated protein 69. The record is from RefSeq and is a predicted model, not a curated record. Gene Ontology annotation, biological process: positive regulation of flagellated sperm motility; olfactory behavior; response to odorant. Gene Ontology annotation, cellular component: non-motile cilium; sperm midpiece. The transcript has 23 exons. Bases 1 to 2826 code for a protein of 941 amino acids. Lineage: Eukaryota; Metazoa; Chordata; Mammalia; Artiodactyla; Delphinidae.